Molecule: messenger RNA, 2018 nt
Organism: Stomoxys calcitrans (stable fly)
Lineage: Eukaryota; Metazoa; Arthropoda; Insecta; Diptera; Muscidae
Gene: Ns1
Product: guanine nucleotide-binding protein-like 3 homolog
Exons: 6
Coding region: 87-1829 (580 amino acids)
Cellular component (GO): nucleolus
Molecular function (GO): GTP binding
Source: RefSeq, a predicted model, not a curated record
UUUGCAUUUCUCUUUGACUGCCCAUUUUUGAUUUGGUUUCACGUGUUUUGGUUUUUUGCAAGGGAAUUUUGAAUUUUUAUUAAGAAAUGGCUUUAAAACGUCUUAAAACAAAAAAAUCGAAACGUAUUACCGGCCGUCUUAAACACAAAAUUGAAAAAAAGGUACGUGAUCACAACAAGAAAAUACGUCGUGCCGAAAAGAAGAAUCCCAAGAAGGGCAGCAAAAAACAAAAGCUCAUACAAAUUCCCAAUAUAUGUCCCUUCAAGGAAGACAUUUUAAAGGAAGUGGAAGAGGCGAAAAAACGCCAAGAGGAGGAACGGCAAAGGCGAAGAGAGGCUUUUAAAAAUGAGAAGGAUCAGAACCGAUUCAAAAGUCUGGAGGCUUUAGCCGAUGAUGCGGAUAUGCGUGGCACUGUGCAUUCAAUUAUGCAUGAAAACGAUGUUGCCAGUGAAGAGAAACAAUACAAAGGUGCCGAUGCCAAGGAGCAAUCCCUGAAACAAUAUUUCAAAGAAUUCAAAAAGGUCUUGGAAAAUGCCGAUGUAGUCUUGGAAGUUGUUGAUGCUCGUGAUCCCUUGGGAACACGUUGUGUUGAAGUUGAACGUGCUGUUAAAUCAUCGCCAGGAAAUAAACGUCUUGUUUUGAUUUUGAAUAAAGCCGAUUUGGUGCCUAAAGAAAAUUUAAAUGCUUGGCUUAAAUACUUUAGACGUUUGGGCCCAGUUACCGCUUUUAAAGCAUCAACACAAGAUCAAAAUACAAAGCUUGGCAGACGUAAAUUCCAUCAAAUGAAUUCGGAAAAGGCAAUGCAAGGAUCGAUGUGUGUUGGCGCUGAACUGUUAAUGUCUAUGUUGGGUAAUUAUUGUCGCAAUAAGGGUAUCAAGACGUCGAUACGUGUUGGUGUGGUUGGUAUACCAAAUGUCGGCAAAAGUUCCAUAAUCAACUCAUUGACUCGAGGAAAAUCUUGUUCGGUUGGAUGUACACCAGGUGUGACAAGAGCUAUGCAAGAAGUCGAAUUGGAUUCCAAAAUAAAGCUCAUCGAUUGUCCCGGUAUUGUAUUCACAAAUUCAGGAAAGAGUGACAAUAUGCCAGCCGUUUUGAAGAAUGCCCAGCGUGUAGGUGAUGUUAAGGAUCCCUUUACCAUAGCCGAGAGUGUUUUAAAACGUGCCAGCAAAGAAUACUUUUGUAAAUUGUACGAUAUUACGGAAUAUGAAAGUUUUGAGGAAUUCUUCGCCAAAAAAGCUGCUCGUAUGGGUAAAUUUUUGAAAAAGGGCGUACCUGAUGUCGUUGCCGCUGCCCGUAGUGUUCUCAACGAUUGGAACACAGGCAAAAUCAAAUAUUGCACACAACCACCAGAAAUUGUGGAAAAUAAAGAUAUCCAUGUCAGUGCGUGCAUUGUACAUGCCGAGGCCCGUGAAUUUGAUGUUGAUAAUUUUGAGGCAAUGGAAACGGAAAUUCUCAAUAAUUUUGAUGUGAAAAAAGAUGAUGUCAUGGAAAUAACCUCAACCGGACCGGUAGAAUAUAAACCAAUGGAUGAGGACAAAGACGAAGACGAACCAAAUACAAUAAUCGAUGAAACAGAAUCGCAUAGUAAGAGAAAGAAGCGAAAAUUAGAUGAGGGUGAAAGGAGAGAAAAGUCAGAUCCUACCAUGGACUUGGAAGGCAAUCAAACACUUAAUAAAAACCUAAAGGAGCUGCAAAAGAAAAAGAAAAAACAAAAUAUACGCAAUGAAAAGAAAGUCUCUAAAAUUGCCGAUGUUUUAGACAGUUUCAGCAUAAGCAACACACACAGCGAUGAUAAAUACGAUUUCGAUCAAGAUUAUAUCAUUGAAUGAAAUUGAUUAGUUUAUUAGUUGCUUUUAUUGGAUAUAACUUAUAUUUUAUAUACAAAAAUUAUUUUAUUGAAAUUUAUGAGCUUUUUUUUAAUAUGUAUUGCUAAGGUACAUAAGAACUUAAGAAAAUGUUGUGAAAAUAAAAAAAGCCUAUCAGUAGGCUUGUGGUUAAGAAACCAAAUCGAAAAAUAA